This is a messenger RNA of Fusarium verticillioides 7600, 1233 nucleotides long. RefSeq lists its product as hypothetical. The record is from RefSeq and is a predicted model, not a curated record. Lineage: Eukaryota; Fungi; Ascomycota; Sordariomycetes; Hypocreales; Nectriaceae. The coding region runs from base 76 to 900 and encodes 274 amino acids. The transcript has 2 exons.
GAUGUCACAAGCCAACUGCAUGAGGCCUCUUUCGGCUUCAUGCCUGCUUAGUCACCAUUCUCUCAUAUAACAAUUAUGGCAGCCGUAGAUACAUACCCUGACAGGGAAUUCAGGUUUCUGAAGUAUCUUGACGAUGCCGAUCAACACCAGGACUCGAUAACCGUCAAGCGUUCCGCCUAUUGGUGCUACUGCGGUCCGCUCCUUGAGCCUUCGAAGUCAUCAUUACCGGACAACUUGAAUGACUUUGAGAGCCAAGUCUUUACUGGCUCUAUUCGCUCGAGACUUGAUCCUUUUCUGAACUAUAUCAAGAAUGUUCUCCUGGACAAGGGGUUUAAGCAUUAUUUCCUCACUAUACGCGCCACGACGCCGACACGCGAAUUUGAUCAACCGAGAUGGCAUACCGAUGAACUCUUCUUCACCACAGACAUACUCCCCGGCACGCGCCUAGGUCUCAAAUCCCAACACCAAAAACAUCAUCAACCCACCGGAACGGACUUCAAGAUCUGCACUACGCUUCUCGGCCCCUCAACGCUCUUCAUACCUGGGUCCCAUCAACUUCACGCACGCAAAGCACAAGAGUCCGCUCGUGACGCUGCAAGCACAGAACAUGAGUGUGUGUCAAUCCGCUGUGUUGGCUGUGCAGCUGCAGCAGAUGCUGUGCGCGAUGAACUAGCUACUGUGCUGGAACCUUUUGGUGCAGAAGCAGCAGAGAUAGGUGAAUGCUCUGUGUUUAAGGUUGGUAGAGAGUAUGGAGCUAUGCAUUCUGAACCUUGUAUGAGCGAGGGAGAUGGUGGAAGGGUUUUCAUUAAUGUUGUGCCAGGGACGGAGGAUGAGUUGAGAGUGCUGAUGAGGAAAUGGGGCAUGGCAUUCCCUAGACAAUGGUGGGUUGGAGGGAGAUGAAUGCGAGACAAAUAAUGAUAUGCAUAUAGUGUAUCUUCGCUUCUUGAUACGUUAGAGCAAGGAUCUUGUUGAGGGUUGGAGAUUGUUGGUCUCAUGGUCAACACGUGUCUUGCCGCAUUGAGGCUUCACAGCAUGGGCUCUGGUAGGACUGCAGGGUAGCACGGACACAUGACAAUUAAAGUUGAAAACCAGCCUCUGUCUAUGUCUUGGUCUCACGUCGAAAGUUACUAUCUCGUAAAAUAUCAUGUUGGAGGAUGUCUUGAUGCAGAAUUGCUUCAAUAGCUGGGGUGAUACAGAGAAAUUAUAUCAACUGGUUACGUAUUUUGGGCGACA